Molecule: messenger RNA, 10522 nt
Organism: Nannospalax galili (Upper Galilee mountains blind mole rat)
Lineage: Eukaryota; Metazoa; Chordata; Mammalia; Rodentia; Spalacidae
Gene: Thsd7a
Product: thrombospondin type 1 domain containing 7A
Exons: 28
Coding region: 295-5235 (1646 amino acids)
Biological process (GO): actin cytoskeleton organization
Cellular component (GO): plasma membrane
Source: RefSeq, a predicted model, not a curated record
GUCAGCUGGGGCCCCCUGCGGCCGGCUGCGUCCCUCGCUAGGACCUGCCACUCUGCGCGCCAUGGCAGAGGCGGCAGCAUCCCUGCCAGCAUCCCAGCCAGCCGCAGCAGCGGCGGCGUCCAGGGCCACCGCGGAUGCUAUUGUUCCCUGGUGUUAGUCGCUCUUUGGCUGCCUUUCAUCUGGAGCGAACAAUAGCAGCAGCUCAGAGAUUUGCUUUCUCUGCUGGCUGGGAAGGAAGGACCGUCGCCCGGCGAGCGUGCUGUGGCUCUGGAGGCUGGAGCGGCUGAGGGCGGCAUGGGGCUGCGAGCUGGGCGUCCGGCGUCCCAGAGCCGGGGCGUCCUGCAGCUGCCUCGGCUGCCACUGCUCCUGCUGCUGCUGCUGAGCUCAGGCGCCCACGGGGCUGCGGCUCCGGGCGGCGCGGAGGCUCCCACCCUCUAUCUGUGGAAGACCGGUCCCUGGGGACGGUGUAUGGGAGAUGACUGUGGACCAGGUGGCAUCCAAACCCGGGCUGUGUGGUGUGCUCACGUGGAAGGCUGGACCACACUGCACACGAACUGCAAGCAGGCAGGGAGACCCAGUAACCAGCAAAACUGUUUCAAAGUGUGUGACUGGCACAAAGAGUUGUAUGACUGGAGUCUGGGCCCCUGGAAUCAGUGUCAGCCGGUAAUUUCCAAAAGCCUGGAGAAACCUCGGGAGUGUGUUAAGGGGGAGGAAGGCAUCCAGGUGAGAGAGAUAACGUGCAUCCAGAAAGACAAGGACAUUCCUGCGGACGACAUCAUCUGCGAAUACUUUGAGCCGAAGCCCCUCCUGGAACAGGCCUGCCUCAUUCCUUGCCAGCAAGACUGCAUCGUGUCUGAGUUUUCUGCCUGGUCAGAGUGUUCCAAGACCUGCGGCAGUGGGCUGCAGCACCGCACUCGGCACGUGGUGGCACCGCCGCAGUUCGGAGGCUCAGGCUGUCCCAACCUGACGGAGUUCCAGGUGUGCCAGUCCAGCCCGUGCCAGGCUGAGGAGAGCUUGUACAGCUUGCAGGUGGGGCCCUGGAGCGCAUGCUCAGUGCCGCACUCGCGACAAGCGAGGCAAGCCCGGCGACGCGGAAAGAAUAAGGAGCGGGAGAAGGAACGAGGCAAAGCUGUGAAAGACCCAGAGGCCCGUGAGCUCAUCAAGAAGAAGAGAAACAAAAACAGACAGAACAGACAGGAGAACAGAUACUGGGAUAUCGAGAUUGGAUAUCAGACCAGGGAGGUGAUGUGCACUAACAAGACCCGGAAAGCUGCAGACCUGAGCUUCUGCCAACAAGAGAAACUACCAACUACCUUCCAGUCCUGUGUGAUCACCAAACAGUGCCAAGUGUCCGAGUGGUUGGAAUGGAGCCCGUGUUCAAAAACAUGCCAUGAUGUCACGUCCGCUACAGGCACUCGUGUAAGGACAAGGACUAUCAGGCAAUUUCCAAUCGGAAGUGAAAAGGAAUGUCCCGAGCUUGAGGAGAAAGAACCAUGUGUGUCUCAGGGAGACGGAGCUGCCCCCUGUGCUAUGUAUGGCUGGAGAACUACGGAGUGGACUGAGUGCCGCGUCGACCCUUUGCUCAGUCAGCAGGACAAGAGACGUGCCAAUCAGACAGCCCUCUGCGGAGGAGGCGUCCAGACCCGGGAGGCAUACUGCGUGCAAACCAACGAAAAUGGGCUCUCGCACUCACCUAUGCGCAAGGACAAAGAAGCCUCAAAACCAGUGGAUUCAAAAUUAUGCAAUGGCCUCAUUCCUAAUACCACACAGCUGUGCCACAUCCCAUGUCCAGUUGAAUGUGAGGUUUCACCUUGGUCUGCCUGGGGACCUUGUACUUAUGAAAACUGUAAUGAUCAGCAAGGCAGAAAAGGCUUCAAACUGAGGAAGCGACGCAUUAUCAAUGAGCCCACUGGAGGUUCUGGGGGCACUGGAAACUGUCCUCACUUACUGGAAGCCAUUCCCUGUGAAGAACCGUCUUGCUAUGACUGGAAGGCAGUGAGGCUUGGAGACUGUGAACCAGAUAAUGGAAGGGCUUGUGGGCCGGGCACUCAAGUUCAAGAGGUUGUGUGCAUCAACAGUGAUGGAGAAGAAGUAGACAGACAGCUAUGCAGAGAUGCCAUCUUUCCCAUUCCAGUGGCCUGUGAUGCCCCAUGUCCAAAGGACUGUGUGCUCAGUGCGUGGUCCACAUGGUCCUCCUGUUCACAUACCUGCUCAGGGAAAACCACAGAGGGGAAACAGAUCCGAGCUCGGUCCAUUCUGGCCUAUGAAGGUGAAGAAGGUGGAAUCCGCUGUCCUAACAUCAGUGCUUUGCAAGAGAUACGUAGCUGUAAUGAGCAUCCUUGUACUGUGUACCACUGGCAAACUGGUCCCUGGGGCCAGUGUAUCGAAGACACAUCCGUGUCAUCCUUCAACACAACUACAACUUGGAAUGGAGAGGCGUCGUGCUCUGUGGGCAUGCAGACACGAAAAGUCAUCUGUGUGCGAGUCAACGUGGGCCAAGUGGGACCCAAAAAGUGUCCUGAAAGCCUUCGGCCUGAAACAGUGAGGCCUUGCCUGCUUCCUUGUAGGAAAGACUGCAUCAUGACCCCAUACAGUGACUGGACACCAUGUCCCUCUUCUUGCAGAGAAGGGGACUCUGCAGUCAGGAAGCAGUCUCGGCAUCGGGUCAUCAUUCAGCUGCCGGCCAAUGGAGGCAGGGACUGCACCGACCCUCUCUAUGAAGAGAAGGCCUGCGAGGCCCCUCCAGUGUGCCAGAGCUACAGGUGGAAGACUCACAAAUGGCGCAGAUGCCAAUUAGUCCCUUGGAGCAUUCAACAGGACACCCCUGGUGCACAGGAAGGCUGUGGGCCUGGCCGGCAGGCAAGAGCUAUUACUUGUCGAAAGCAAGAUGGAGGGCAGGCUGGUGUCCAGGAGUGCCUCCAGUAUGCAGGCCCUGUGCCAGCCCUGACCCAGGCUUGCCAGAUCCCCUGCCAAGAUGACUGUCAAUUGACCGGCUGGUCCAAGUUUUCUUCUUGCAAUGGAGACUGCGGUGCAGUUAGGACCAGAAAACGCAUGAUUGUUGGAAAAAGUAAAAAGAAGGAAAAAUGUAAAAACUCCCAUUUGUACCCUUUGAUUGAGACUCAAUAUUGUCCUUGUGACAAAUACAAUGCACAACCUGUGGGGAACUGGUCAGACUGCAUUUUACCAGAAGGGAAGGUGGAAGUGCUGCUGGGAAUGAAGGUACAAGGAGACAGCAAGGAAUGUGGACAAGGGUACCGUUACCAAGCUAUGGCCUGCUAUGAUCAAAAUGGGAGACUGGUGGAGACAUCCAGAUGCAACAGUCACGGUUACAUUGAGGAAGCCUGCAUUAUCCCCUGCCCCUCAGACUGCAAGCUCAGCGAGUGGUCCAAUUGGUCCCGCUGCAGCAAGUCCUGUGGCAGUGGAGUGAAGGUCCGGUCCAAGUGGCUGCGGGAAAAGCCGUAUAACGGAGGAAGGCCUUGUCCCAAAUUAGACCACGUCAACCAGGCACAGGUGUAUGAGGUGGUCCCAUGCCACAGUGACUGCAACCAGUAUAUAUGGGUCACAGAGCCAUGGAGUGUCUGCAAGGUGACCUUUGUGGACAUGCGUGAUAACUGUGGAGAGGGUGUGCAGACCCGCAAAGUGAGAUGCAUGCAGAAUACAGCAGAUGGCCCUUCUGAACAUGUGGAGGAUUACCUCUGUGACCCAGAAGAAAUGCCCCUGGGUUCUAGAGAGUGCAAAUUACCAUGUCCUGAGGACUGUGUGAUAUCUGAAUGGGGGCCGUGGACCCAAUGUGCUUUGCCUUGCAGUCAAAGUGGUUCCCGACAAAGGUCAGCUGAUCCCAUCAGACAGCCUGCUGAUGAAGGAAGAGCUUGCCCUGAUGCCGUGGAGAAGGAGGCCUGUAACCUGAACAAAAACUGCUACCACUAUGACUAUAACGCUACAGACUGGAGUACAUGUCAGCUGAGUGAGAAGGCAGUUUGUGGAAAUGGCAUUAAAACAAGGAUGUUAGACUGUGUUCGAAGUGAUGGCAAGUCUGUUGACCUAAAAUAUUGUGAAGAGCUUGGCCUGGAGAAGAACUGGCUGAUGAACACAUCUUGCAUGGUGGAAUGUCCUUUGAACUGUCAGCUUUCUGAUUGGUCUCCUUGGUCCGAAUGUUCUCAAACAUGUGGACUCACAGGGAAAAUGAUCCGAACACGAACAGUGAUGCAGCCUUUUCAGGGUGAUGGGAGACCCUGCCCUUCCCUGACGGAACAGUCCAAGCCUUGCCCAGUGAAGCCAUGCUACCGUUGGCAGUACAGCCGGUGGUCUCCGUGCCAAGUUCAGGAGGCCCAAUGUGGAGAAGGAACCAGAACAAGGAAUAUUUCUUGUGUAGUGAGUGAUGGCUCAGCUGAUGAUUUCAGCAAGGUGGUGGAUGAGGAGUUCUGUGCUGACAUUGAACUCAUAGUGGAUGGUAGUAACAAGAUGGUUCUGGAGGAAUCCUGCACACAACCCUGCCCAGGUGAUUGUUAUUUGAAGGACUGGUCUUCUUGGAGUCUGUGUCAGCUGACCUGUGUGAAUGGUGAGGAUCUUGGCUUUGGUGGAAUACAGGUCCGUUCAAGAGCAGUGAUUAUUCAAGAACUGGAGAAUCAACAUCUGUGUCCAGAGCAGAUGUUAGAAACAAAAUCAUGUGAUGAUGGACAGUGUUAUGAGUAUAAGUGGAUGGCGAGCGCAUGGAAGGGUUCCUCUCGAACAGUUUGGUGUCAAAGGUCAGAUGGUGUAAAUGUAACAGGGGGCUGCUUGGUGAUGAGCCAGCCUGACGCUGACAGGUCUUGUAACCCACCGUGUAGUCAACCCCACUCAUAUUGUAGCGAGACAAAGGCAUGCCGCUGUGAAGAAGGGUACACUGAAGUCAUGUCCUCCAACAGCACACUUGAGCAAUGCACACUUAUCCCCGUGGUGGUGAUUCCCACUGUGGAGGACAAAAGAGGAGAUGUGAAAACCAGUCGGGCAGUUCACCCAACCCAAUCCUCCAGUAAUCCAGCGGGACGGGGCAGGACCUGGUUUCUACAGCCAUUUGGUCCAGAUGGGAGACUAAAGACCUGGGUUUAUGGUGUUGCAGCUGGGGCAUUCGUGCUGCUAGUCUUCAUGGUCUCCAUGAUUUAUCUAGCUUGCAAAAAGCCAAAGAAACCCCAAAGACGGCAAAACAACCGCCUGAAACCUUUAACCUUAGCAUAUGAUGGAGACGCUGACAUGUGACAUGGAGGUUUUCCUGCCAUUAACCACUUUUGGCUUUCUGGCUCUGUAGUAGAUAUCCAGAGGCCACAAUGUGUGUCCACACUGUGUGAAUUAUAAUUCAUGUUAACUGUUAAGAACACCACCUUAAGAAUGAAAACCUACAGCCACUCGGAGAAUUCAAGCCAGUGCCACUGACAUGUAGGCCUUCAACCCUGAGCAUUCUAGGAGAUGGAGCUGAGGACAUGCUGUGUCUUGAGAAUUUUGUGUCUUUUCUGAAAUCUGCUGAUUGAAAUGCCACUUUGAUUUCUAAAACUUAGUGGUGAAAUUGUCCAGUUGGGAAGUUUGAUGCAAGGCUGCUUGCAGCAUCAACCCACAAAACUUUCUAGCAUGAAGAGUUGAUGUCAAUGGUUUUACAAUUCUACACUUAAGCAUAACAACAUGUAUACCCGAUUAAAUGAUAGACAACAUAUCCUAUUACAUACUUGUUGAUAAGCAGCUUAAUCAGUGAAGAAGAAGUAAGCUCUCCGCUAGGCAGAGAAUCCAUUAAACAAUUCAUCAUCCCCGUGGUUGAUGGUAACUUUUAUUGACCUGCAUUUCAGAGACAAACUCUUUUUUUAAUACAACUUCAUUCUCGUCUCUCUCCAAUGUAUGAAUGCUGGACAUGUACUAGUAUCUUAGAAGACAGAGUCCUCAAGUUCAGUAUUUUAUAGUGGUUAUUGUCUGGAAAAUGAAUCUGCUUCUGUUAAUACAUUUCUACUGUCCCUAAUUUUCAAACUGGUUGCCUAUAUCUUUUUGCUACAUAGAAGGCACACUUUUGCACUAUAUUAGUGCAGCAGGAUGGGCACUUAACCAGUACUGCCAUGGAAACUGCCUCUUUUCAAAUGGGAUGAAGAUAUCUGUGCCAAGAGUGUCAGAGACAUUUCAAGUUUUUGUAUUAUGACGAGAGUAACAUUCAGUUUGGAUGGUAACGGGAUUCGAUCCAUUAUGACACUUGCUGUCUAUAGUCUGUCUCAUCACUACAGGCACUGCAAAAUUGACAACACAGCAGGAAUUCAAGUGCUGAGGUUCCCUAACCCAUCAACCUCCAAAAGGUGGACACCCGCCCCGCCCCGGUUGGUUUGUAAUUGCUCUUCGAAGGCUGUUUAUGACUAGAUUUAUAUAUUUGUUAUCUUUGUUUAAAAAAAAAAUGAAGAAAAGAAAAGAAAAAAGGACUGGUUAUCUUUUUAAUGUUGAGCAGAUGGAGAAAAUGAUGUAGCAAUGAUUUUCAUAACAAAAACAAAUCAAAAUUGUGUGUGAUAUUUUCUUUCUUCCUGAUUUGGUUUCUUGGUUUGAGACUGAAACCCUGUCCUGCAGAAUGUAUUUCACAAUCCAUAGUCUUUUCCCUUUCUCUCUGGUAAAAUCUGAAACAGUAUUAUUUAAAACAAAAAUUAAAAAGAGAAGAGUGACUGUCUUGUCCAGAGCAUAUGUAACUAUCUAGAGCAAAGGUAGCAAGCUCUUUCAGUGAAAGCUCAGAUAGGACAUAUGUUCGGUCAGGUGUUAUUUCGGUUUCUCAACCCUUCCACCUUGUACUUUUGCCACAGAUGAUACCCAGCAAGAAAAAUAAUGGACACUGUGUUUUCCAGUAGGACUCUAUACAAAAAGCCAGCAGACUGUAUUAACAUGUCUUCAUUUGCUGACUCACCUCCCACUCUGUUUUAGGGAUAAUUCUACAUUAUAACGUUAUUAGUUUUCAUUCACUUACCCUCUGUGUACCACCUAUGUUUAAUUUCAUGGGUGAAAAUACAGUCAUUAAUUUAUGAUUGCAGUGGAAGUAGUUAUGCUUUCACUAAUGAAAUGUCACAGUAGAAGACAUUUCACUAAAGAAAUGUCUCACCUGGCAGACAUCUUUGUUAUGAAAAGAAAGUUGAAACUGCGGUGAUAAAAAGUACCAUAUUUCAGGCAAUGUUUACUACAACAGUCACUGGUAAUAGGGGAUCGUUAUGAUUUCUGAUCUUUUGAAAAACAGUGAAUUUAUCUUGAAUGUUUUUGUGUUGCUAAAAAAGUGAUUUGUGCUGUCAGGUGUUUUGCCUUCUUAGACUGGGUGUGGAGCGCCCCCUGGUGCUGUUAUUGCAGAGAUGACUAAAGAAUUCUGAGUAGGAGGAUGACUUCCUCCCCUAAAUGAAAUCGAUAUACAUAUUUUAUUUCUUCUUUAUUCGAUAUUUAACGUACUAAGUGAUGUACGUCAUUUCCAAGAGAACAGAUAGCCCAAGAAGACGAGAAUUUCACUUUAUCCUAAGGAUUUGAGGUAAAGAAUGAAAGCAAAAUCUAUUUCAUCUGUUUUACUGAAGAGGAAGAAAAAAUAAUAUUAUUACACUAAAACUGUGAUUGUUAAUACAUAUCUAUACUCAGGGGACAGUCAAAUAAUCAUCAGAUGAUAUCGCUGAAUAAAAUAAGCUCCACUUGUCCAAAAUAGUUAAGAAAUCUAAUCUAUUGUGUUUAGUUGGGAAAAUUGUAAUAAUCUGAUGAAAUAUGUGCAAUACCUAACAAUCUUCAAAUGUGGAAUAGGAUAAGAUAUUUUUCUUACUAAAGUUAUACAUAAGGUAUUGUGAAAUGUGACUCAUUUUUAAGGUAAAUCAGCAUUAACCUGCAUAAGUUGUAAGAAACAAAUUAGUUAAGUGAUUAAAAACUAUGAAAGGUUAUGAUGAUAGUUAUUUAUGAUUAAGACAUUAGCUGUACUUUACACUAUAUUUAUAUAGGAGAAAUACAUUGGAUACUCACUGUCAGGAUAAAUUAAUUCUAGAUGGCUUCUUGUAAGAAAGAUGAAAGAAGGGACUGUAGCUAUUUGAAUAAUUUGGACAAACAGGAUGAUACUCAUCUGCAAAUGGCCUUGUUGAGUUCAUAAGGACAUCUAUGCUAGAAUUCAUCAAAAUCUUAUUCUUCGUGUUCAUUCUAGUAAUUCUAGAUGGGAACAUAGUGGAAAUUUGUCUGUUGGCCCCUUUGCCUUACCAAAAAGUAAGUCUGUGAAUGAAAGGAUGGAGGGAAAGACGGAGAGAGAGGAGAGAGAGAGAGAGAGAGAGAGAGAGAGAGAAAUUGUUCUGAAAGUGCAAAUGUCUAAAUGUCUACUGUUUUAAAAAAGAAAAAACAAGUGCUGGCAUCUGUAUGAUUUUGCUGCGUGUUCCAGCAGGGACUGUACAGAGUGCCAUGAGUGAUCUCUCUUGAAAGGGGCUGCUUUGCCUAUCCAUCAGUGCCCAUCCAGUAUACUGACUGUAAUCUUCACUUCAAAGCUUUUCUGAGUGUAGCUUCGGCUAAUUGAAAAGGAGUAUGUAAAAGCAUGUGUUUACUUAUAAUAAAGCACAAAUUGCCUAUAACAAGACAACUAUUUAUUGGGUUAGCACAUAUAAGACACUCUGCUAGGCACUAUAAAAAUUAGUAAUGGCUUUUGUAUACAUAGGUUGCUAAGACAUUCAAAAGAGGGAAAACAUGCUUAAUAAGAGAUGCUUGCAUUUGAACACAUUACUCUAGAUUUCUUUAUAAGCGUGCUUAGCACUUUCCACAUAUUUUUAAGUGUCUUCAGAUAUGCUGGGAGGAGAUUUUUCUCCUAUUCCAUCCUCACUUAGAUGGCAAUGGUCACCGUGGCUUAAACAGACCCUGUUACGUACCUGGACAUUUCAAGAUAAAGUCACUGCUUCUGAAGGAAGGAAAUAGCAAUUCUGACACAUUUAUUUAGCUCAAACUCGUUGUAUCCUUGGUCCUUUAUGAUGGUUUUCACUGCUGGUCUCUAUUCUAUUCUUUUGCCAAUUGUUAUAAUAUUGUCUGCUUCCCUCCAAAUCAGCUUCCACUAAACAUGCCCACGUUUUCUAUAAGAAAAUAAUCGAGGAUACUUAUUGACCCUUUCUACUGAAAUGAAAGUAUCAAUUAGAAUGCAAACAUUUUUAUUUAAAUACACUGCACUUGUCAAAACAAUGGAUUAGGGAAAAGAAAAGACAUGUAGAUGGCAUGCCCUAAAACAAAGAAAAGAAAACCUUUUGUGGCGGGGUAAUGAGAAUGUCAGUUCCUGUACUUGGAUUGCUACCCAAUGUCAUUACUCCUAUCUUCACCUAAAGUCUUUGUUCACUCCCCAUAUUACAAGACAGUGGAAAAGGCCCGCAUCUUUCAAUAGUCAGCAGAAAAGAGAAGCCAUUUUUAGGGGGAUUUAGAAUCUGAAUAGACUUGCAGAAAUCAUGAUUGUCGAAUGACCUGGAAUCUCAUUAUUUGUAAGCAUUUUUCAUGUUCAAAUGCUUUUUAUUCUAGUUUCCCUGAAAGACUGAGGGUGUUGGAAAGUCAGCAGUCUAUGAACAAAUGUAUAAGGAAUCUUGCAGAAUAUAUAUGGUCUUCCAGGGUCUUAUUCAGGUGUCAGAACCAAAUCUCCCUGUUCAGGUCCAAAUAGUAUUCCUGCUCCCACCCUCAGAGUCCUGGCUGGGUAUCAGGAGUUCCAGUUUCUGAAACUGACCUGUUGCCCAGCAAGUUUGUUUGUUUGUUUGUUUGUUUGUUUGUUUUAAUCAAAAAGAUGUUGUAAAAUGUGAUAAAAUAAUUCUUCUCUAGCAAAGGCAAUGGGAAGUGAUUAUGUCUGUAAUAUUAAAUGAAUAAAAUAAAUGUUAAACAAAUAGAGUUAAUUUUACAGGGUUUUUUUUUUCCUGCUUCUAUCAAGGCAGACCAUUAUCCCAGAAGCAGCUGGAGUCAUGUUGUCCAUGAUGCAAAUCUUCAUCAUAUGCAGAAUGCAGCUGGUCUCAGGUUUACUGUUGUUUUUGUGUUUGUUUUCUGAUUUAGGUGUAAUUCCCUAAAUUUAAGCCUCAACAAAAUUCCCAGAUAUUUUUCAGGAAUACAUUUGUGUUUAUUUUUAGAAGUAAAAAUUUAAAUUCCCUUUCUGGUAUUUUUUCCUGCCCAGUUUUAUCACAGAGAUUUGAAGAGAUCAGUAUCUCUUAUUGUAAAACAUAAUUUUAUUAAAUUUACAAUCUAUCUUUCUGUAAAUUACAAUCCUCUGAGUGUAUUUUUUGUUAAUUUAACUACCUGGAUAUUUAUUUUUUGUUAAAUAGUGAGGCAGCUGUCUAUGAAUUUUUGUUAAUAUUGCUUUGUAAAUGUGCAAUAUAAUUUAUUCUAAAUUAUGUACAUUUCUUUUUAAUGCAAAAAAUGUCUGUGUACAGUUAGCUACAGAUUGGCAAAUACUGUCACUACACUUUAUUCAGUUAACGCAGACAGCAUGUGGAGAUGUGAUGUGCUUUUUUACAUUUUCAUAUGGAUUAUUUGUAAAUAACUAUACUACUGACAAAUAUAAAUCCAGAAGUCGUUUUCA